AUGUCGAAGAAGAAAGAAAAUUCGGAUAUUCCUGCACGCAUGGAAGGUGAACGCGAAGAUGUUCAAGAAAGACAAACAAUAACAAAAGAUUAUUACUCAUCACGACCAAAAACAUUUGAUACAAUGCUAGGCGGAUAUACACAAGUGCACGAUCCAGAUAUUCAAGAGUCCAGUCAAUUGAUACAAGCGUUAAUGAAACAAUUUAGUGGUAAAUUGGGCUCGUCCUAUUGUCUCGAAUUGGGUUGUGGAAUUGGCCGUGUAACAAAAUCGUUAUUAUCUCGUUAUUUUGAUCACAUUGACAUCAAUGAUUUAUUAGAAGAAUAUUGUCAACAAACACGAGCUUUGUUUGAAGAGAAUGACGAAAAAGACAAAAUCGGUCAAGCAUUCGUUGGUUCAAUUGGUAAUCUGCAAUUGGAGAGUUUUCCAAAAUACGAUGUUAUUUGGGCUCAAUGGGUCUUAGGUUAUCUGAAUGGUGAUGAUCUGGUUCAACUUUUACGAAAACUCAAAUCAACAUUAAAAAAGAAUGGUUUAAUAGUGAUCAAAGACAAUUGUGUUGCCAACGGACACGAACCCGAAUUUGAUCCUGAUGACCAAUAUUACGUUCGAACUGGUGAACAAUUUUAUGAUAUUGCUCAUCGAGCUGGUUUAACUGUGAUCAAAGAUCAACGAUCAAAAUUAAAGCAAAUCGUUCGGGAACUUCUUCCAAUCAGAAUUUUUGUUCUUGCUGUUAAAUAA
This is a messenger RNA of Adineta ricciae, 735 nucleotides long. Lineage: Eukaryota; Metazoa; Rotifera; Eurotatoria; Adinetida; Adinetidae. The record is from the annotation of a GenBank genome assembly.